AUGGAGGAACAAUGUAUUUAUCGUCACUGCAGUGGGUAUUGUAAUCCUUUUCGCGAAGCAUCAGUCGUAUGUCUACCCGUAAAAUUAUUGUCAAGGCAAUCACUUAUGCGCAUUAGCAGGGCAUAUUUAAUAUUUAACGUAUUUAGUGUGGUCAAUUCUUUCGUGUAUCGUGUAUCAACCUGGAACCCUGCCACUAGCAUCCUAUCGCCAUGGCGUCGCCAACAUUUUGCAUCAACUGUAGACGCUGAAAUUAAGGCGAAUGAUGAAAGAUGCAUACCACCGUUGUAUGCACGCGACAAACAUGUUUUUGACGCCUUAAAUGGCGCAGAAGGCAACGAUGUGGGCUUAGUGGCCAAUGCAGGAGAUUCCAACCAGGCGGUACUGUGCGACAGCUUGGGCGAAUCGAUAACUGGCGAAGGCGACCCGCAGGAUGGAGAUAUCAUGCAUGAAUCCGUUUAUCAUAAUAGCUCCGAUGAGUCAAUCACGUUUAAUAGGCAUCCUUACCGCCCAAAGCAGGAUGAGGUUGGGAACGGCAAGAUGUCACGCAGGUUAUGGAAGCUCUUAAUGGCUCUUCUCAUAUAUAGGUCCAAGUAUGGAGACUAUGCGGUGGACAAAUCCUUCAAGUUCAGCGAUGCCGACGAGCCCAAACUUAAAGGAUAUAACCUUGGAACUGAAUUGGACGCUCUUUUGUCAAGCAUACAACUUCGAGAGAGAGACGAGGGUCUGUACAACAAACUACUGUUAGAAUCACAACACAAAGAGCCUGUUUUUCCUGCGUGCGACACCCGCGAAGCUCCACAUUUGUUGUGGCUUAUUGGCUUUCCGACUGUUAAGUACAUUAACGAUAAUGAGGCGUUACGCCGGCAAAUGGCGGGCGCCCGUGGUAUGCGCAAAAGGAUAAGCCGCUUCGGGACGACAAAAGACAUGGGGUUAUCACGGAAGGAACUUAAAGAGGGCACAGAGGGUGAUCCAUCACGUUUAGAGCAAGUGAAGAAGGCGUUGAUAGACGAUUUCGAGCAGAGCUACCAAAAUGAAUGCGACAGGAUGUAUUUUAACAAGACGCAAGUACUACCAAGUCCUUCAAACCGUGCAAAGAUACGGCCUGCGCUGCUUAAAGGUGUAAUUAGCAAGCUUCUUGAGUUGAAGCAGACGAAGAAUCCCGCUAUAUUAUUACGUAAACCCACAAGAGACGAUAUAGAAGCAGGCCAUCAUUACGCUUUCUACCACUGGAAUUUCGAGGACGUUAUAGAGUCUAUGGUGUUGUUUAACGUAGGUGAACUUAUUAGAAAUAUAGCCUUCCUGCAGGACAUGUAUAUGGAUUACAACCGCGAGAUUCUAAUCGACAGUGUCAAGCACGGGAAACCGUUCAAGCCAAUUACGUUUAACAUUCUACGACCGGAGUGGAGAGUUCCCAAGGACUACCUUUGGCCUGAGAGGUUGUGGGGUCUUCCGCUUGGACUUUGGUUGGAAAAGUUUCGAACGGGUGACAUAGACGCCAAACAACAUUGGGUGCGCCGCGACGUGCUUGAUUAUCUGCAGUUUGAUUGGGGUGACGGUUUGAAGUAUUUAACAUUCACUUGGGACAAACUGGUGCUUGGACUGCUCUGGUACAUAAAUUUUCGUGGUUAUCCAAUUACCGACAUGGACCCUCACCUCGUAAUAUCCAACGCUGAAUUAGUCGCCAAGUGGGGAAAACCGGAAGAAAUCCAAGGUCUGAAGCUUGGAUACAUAUUUUACAGCGCUAUGGAUCAAAUUCAGGUUUUGAAAAAACACCACCCUGAACGGUACGAGUUUUUGACAGACAUGGGCAUCAGCCACGUUUGGCACGAUGACUUCGAUGUCAGUUACAGAUCGAUUCCGCAUGAAAAAUCGACGCCUAUGUCGCGUCAUAUUAAGGUGUCUAAGGAUUCCAAAUAUCUAAGGGACUAG
This is a messenger RNA of Babesia bigemina, 1929 nucleotides long. RefSeq lists its product as hypothetical. The transcript is spliced from 3 exons. Bases 1 to 1929 code for a protein of 642 amino acids. NCBI's taxonomy places the organism in Eukaryota, Apicomplexa, Aconoidasida, Piroplasmida, Babesiidae. The record is from RefSeq and is a predicted model, not a curated record.